AUGUCCUCUGUAAUUUCUCGCCCCACCGUCAGCAUCGACCGGCUCACUCCCCGCCGAGUCACUGCCGAACCGCGCGAGUCCAUGAACUGCAAAUCCUGUCGAAAGCGAAAGAUCAAAUGCAAUCGCAUGCGUCCCAGCUGUGAAGCAUGCAAGGUCUUCCAAUGCCCAUGCAUCUACGAUGCCGUCCCCAAAAAACGCGGCCCCAAAACAGACGUCCUCGAAGCCCUGCUCAAGCGCGUCGACGGUCUCGAGAAACGUCUCCAGGACGAAAACAAAAAUCCCAUCUCGCCCACCUCCCCCGUCGACCCCGACAAGGAGCCUCCUGACCCGUCGCCGUCGGCCUCGCUGAACGCCAUCGCUCGUGCAUCCACGACCACCAUUCCCCCGUCCGAACCCUUUCCACGACCAUUUUCCUUCGCCUCGCAGCCGUCGCCUCCCGUUCAUCAUUUUGCCUUGCCGGAUUCCGUCUUGGAUGCGUACUUUGCCCGCAUCCAUGGCAAACCCUACUUCAUCCUCGACGAGUCGGUGACUCGUCAGCGUCAUCAGAUGGGUCAAUUGCCUGUCGCGUUGUCGAUGGCCAUCUACGCUAUGACUUUGCGAUAUACGAGCUCGCCCAACACCCCCGAGCAGUCCCUGCGCAUGGCCCUGGAUUACGCCCUGCAGGCCCGACGCAUCGUGGAUGUCGAUCAACCGUCUAUGGAUGGGCUGCAGGCCCUGCUUCUCCUCUCGCAGACAUACUUUGCCCAUGGUCUAGGCAAAAAGGCUUAUAUGACUUUCACCAACUGUGCCUCCAUGGCCAUCGCUCUCGAUCUCUAUCGCGAGGCCCCCAAGAGUCUGCCCGCGGCGGAACGCGAGAUGCGCCGCCGGCUCUUCUGGGCCGUCUACAUCAUGGACCGCUUCCUGACCUGCGGCUCGAAACGGCCCGGCCUCAUCGCCGACCACUCCAUCGUCCUGCGGCUCCCCUGCUGGUCCCCCCAUGCGGCCGGUCUCAAUGUCGAGGGCGAGCUCUUCAACACCGUCGGCCCCAACAUCCAGUACUCGAGCGACCCGCGCCGCAAACCCGGGGCCGCCGCCCUCCUCAUCGACAUCACCCGCAUCCUGGGGAUCACCAACCGCUACCUGGCCGCCGGCGGCGUCAAGGGCGACUCGCACUUCCCCUGGCACUCGCUGUCCAACCUCUCCAAGAUCCGGCAGGAACUGGACAUCUGGGCCACCGGCACCCAGGACGUCUUCGCCUCCGUGGAAGCGCUGUUCGGCCAUCCCGAGAGCUCGAUCCUGCUGCUGAGCAAGCUCCUCUACCACCUCGUGCACUGUCUGAUCUACCGCCCGUUCCUGCCGAUCGACCUGGUCGAGCUGCGCGGCACCGACCAGCACCAGUCCUGGCAGAUCGAGGCCACCAACCUGUGCUUCUCCCACUCCAACGCCAUCGCCGAGCUCGUCGAGCUGGCGCGCAAUUCCCCCCUGAUCGAAUGGCCCGCCUUUGUCGGCUACUGCGUCUGCACCGCGGGCACGGUCCACGUGCACGGCGUGCACUACAAGGGCCGCGAGGGCGAGGUCUUCUCGUCCAGUGCCGAGUUCCUCACCCGCGAGAUGCACCAGCUGACCUGGCUGGGCUCCUACUGGGCCGGCGUCCAGCAUCAGCGCGAGAUGCUGCAGACCGUCUACACCUGCCACGCCGACCUGGUCCGCACGCUGGCGACCAGUCCCAUGCGCUUUUCGCCCGUCUUUCAUCUGGAAGACUUCCUGGACCGGUAUCCCGGUCUGACGGCCGACGGGUCGCACGUGCGCCUGGUCGAUCUGGAUGAUAU
Messenger RNA from Aspergillus thermomutatus, 1808 nucleotides. Its product is annotated as transcription factor domain-containing protein. Lineage: Eukaryota; Fungi; Ascomycota; Eurotiomycetes; Eurotiales; Aspergillaceae. The record is from RefSeq and is a predicted model, not a curated record. Gene Ontology annotation, cellular component: nucleus. The annotation marks the transcript as partial. Gene Ontology annotation, molecular function: DNA-binding transcription factor activity, RNA polymerase II-specific; DNA binding; zinc ion binding. Gene Ontology annotation, biological process: DNA-templated transcription; regulation of DNA-templated transcription. The transcript has 5 exons.